UAAACAUUAUGCACUUAUAAAAUUUUGACAUAGAAAAGCUAAAGUUUAGUCUUUGUAUCGGAGAUCGGAAACACUCCUCACACCACCCCUUCCCCACACCAAACCCCAUCUCCAAGAAGCUCAUUUCAGUCUCUCUCUCCACUCAAUUAAUUUUUUCUUCAUUUUCAUCAAGAAAAGAAAAUUAAAAAAUUUCUAAUUAGUACAUGUCUUGAUCACAACUGAAUACAGUAGUAUUUAUUUGGCCACUGCCCACAUGGAGUUAAGUUGAAACUCUAAAAACAGGUGCACAACCCAUUCUUAUACAUUUUAAAAUUAGCUCAUGCCUGGGAGUUGCUGUUAGUCAGACAAAGAGUCAGUAUUUAGAAGAAGAGAAAUUCCAUUAUAAUUUUUUUCUUCUUCUUGAGUUUUGAGAAUUCUUGGGAAUAGUGAAAAUAGUCAUGAACAUGUUGUACCAGGCUUUGGGUUAAUUUCUUGAAUUGUAGUAUUAGUUAAUUGUGUGCUGGAAAUUAUGGAUUUGGUGGGAGUUGUGCUCCCAUUGGCAAGUAGUAGUGAAGAAAAUAAUUGUUGUUCUCUUCAUCAUUACACAACAAGACAAUGUCGAUGUUGUACUACAACACAACAAGGAGGACAAAUAGAGGAGGAAGAAUUACAAGAAGAAACAAGAAACCACAAUUCCACAACCAUUCAUGUUAUGGCUUCUAGUUAUUCCAAGAUUUCACCAAUCAUUUCUAUUUUUGUUUUCUUCCUCUUCUUUAUCUUCUCUGUUUGUCCUGCUUUGUCACUAGAAACACAACAAUUCAACCUAGCCAAUCAAACUUUUAAGCCUAGUGAUGAGGUUCACAAUACGAAAAUCAUUAAAUCACAUCUCAUGAAAAUCAAUAAGCCUUCCCUCAAGACAAUUCAGAGUCCUGAUGGAGAUCUUAUAGAUUGUGUAUUAUCUCAUCAACAACCAGCUUUUGAUCACCCUCAGUUAAAGGGCCAAAAACCAUUGGAACCAGCUGAGAGGCCAAAAUCAGGACACAAGACAAAUUCAAUGGAGUUUGAAAAUUUUCAACUUUGGAGCAUGUCUGGAGAAACAUGUCCGGAAGGAACAAUUCCUGUACGAAGAACAAAAGAACAAGACAUUCUAAGAGCUAGUUCUAUUCGAAGAUUUGGUAGAAAACUUAGAAGACCAGUUCGUAGAGACACCACUAGUAAUGGCCAUGAGCAUGCAGUAGGAUAUGUAACUGGAGAUCAGUAUUAUGGAGCAAAAGCAAGUAUAAAUGUGUGGGCACCUAAAGUUACAAACCAAUAUGAAUUCAGUUUAUCACAAAUGUGGGUUAUUUCUGGUUCAUUUGGUGAUGAUCUGAAUACCAUUGAAGCUGGUUGGCAGGUAAGCCCAGAGCUAUAUGGGGACAAUUAUCCAAGGUUCUUCACCUACUGGACUAGUGAUGCAUAUCAAGCCACAGGAUGUUACAAUUUGCUGUGUUCAGGAUUUGUUCAGACAAAUAAUAAAAUUGCAAUUGGGGCAGCAAUUUCUCCAACAUCCUCUUAUAAUGGUGGCCAAUAUGAUAUUAGCAUCAUGAUUUGGAAGGAUCCAAAGCAUGGUCAUUGGUGGCUAGAAUUUGGAUCAGGAGUAUUAGUAGGAUAUUGGCCAUCAUUUUUAUUUACACACCUUAGAGGUUCAGCAAGUAUGAUACAAUUUGGAGGUGAAAUAGUGAACAGUAGAGGGAAUGGAUUUCACACAUCAACACAAAUGGGAAGUGGACAUUUUGCUGGUGAAGGUUUUGGGAAAGCAUCUUAUUUUAGGAAUUUACAAGUGGUGGAUUGGGAUAAUAGUUUAAUACCAUUGUCUAAUCUCAAAGUAUUAGCUGAUCAUUCUAAUUGUUAUGAUAUUCAAGGAGGGAUUAAUCGUGUUUGGGGUAAUUAUUUUUAUUAUGGGGGACCUGGAAGAAACCAACGUUGUCCUUAAAAGAGGAAAAGACUUGUUCGGUGGACUAAAGCUUUUUCUACUUAACAAGUCUGAAAAGAUCCUUAAAAGAGAAAAAGAAAGGGUACAACAUGGUUUUUUCUUUUCUUUUUUGGUUUCUUAGUUUGGUUGAUUUUGGGUGUCCUUUUAUUAUUCUUUCCACUGUAUUGUUAAGUCUAACAAGUGGUUCAUCAAAAUUAGUUAUUAUACCACCUUUAGCUAGGGAGUCGUGUAAAUUGUCAAAGAAAAUAGUGAAUAUUAUAAUGCUUUUUUGCUGUGUUAAUUUAAUUUAACCUGUUUUGUAUGUUU
Messenger RNA from Capsicum annuum, 2257 nucleotides. RefSeq lists its product as uncharacterized. NCBI's taxonomy places the organism in Eukaryota, Viridiplantae, Streptophyta, Magnoliopsida, Solanales, Solanaceae. The coding region runs from base 509 to 1951 and encodes 480 amino acids. The record is from RefSeq and is a predicted model, not a curated record. The transcript has 7 exons.